AUGUCCUGUAUAGUGUGCACGAACCCGAUCAGAAUCAGGGCCGUUACACCCUGCAAGCACGACACGUGCCAUGUGUGCGCGUUUCGGACCCGUGCCCUGUACCACAAGAAACAGUGUCUGGUGUGUCGCACAGAGAACGAGAGAGUGCUGUUUGCCGACUCCGAGAGCCAGACGGUCGCGGCCUCGGACGACCGGUACGCCAUCGACUUCACGUCGCACGACGCCAAGAAACAGACGCUCGACCUGCUGCUCAACAAGUGUCCCAGGUGCAGCACUGUGUUCAGCACUUUCAAGCAGCUCAGCGAGCACGUUCGCACGCAGCACGACAGAGUUUUCUGCAACAUUUGCGUCAACCAGAAAAACCAGUUUGUGUGCGAGCUCAAGCUGUACAACUCGCGCCAGCUGCACCAGCACCAGGUCAAGGGCGACCAGAACGGGUUCAAGGGCCACCCGCCGUGCCGGUUCUGCACUGGCAAGCGGUUCUACAGCGACGACGAGCUGUUUGUGCACAUGCGUGAGAAGCACGAGAAGUGCCAUAUUUGCGACCAGAUCGACGCUACAAAACCGCAGUAUUUCCGAGACUACGACCAUCUCGCGUCGCACUUCCGCGACGCGCACUACGUUUGCAACGUGCAGUCCUGUCUGGACCAGAAGUUUGUCGUGUUCCGCGACGAGCUGGACCUGCGCGCGCACCAGAUCAAGGAGCACGGCUCCAUUCUGGGCGGCGACCGCAAGCUGCCGGCGUUCGGCGGCAAGCUAACGAUCGAGAAAAAGAAGCAGGACGAGCCCAAGGACAGCUACGAGACCAAGAAGCUGCGGCUCGACGAGCGAGCUAGACAUUACCUGAACUAUGACCAGGCCAAGGUGGACGAGUUCCAGAGGCUGGUGGGCGAGUUCGGCAAGAACGGCAACGAGCGCGAGGUGCUUGCGAAACUGCGCCAGCUGUUUGUGCAGAGCUCGGCCGAGGAUCUUGGCCUGCUGCUGCUCGAGCUCAAGGAGCUGUUCCCGCAAAACUCGUCCCCACAUAAAUUUCUCGAGACAGAGCUCAAGAGCCAUAACCGCGAAAAACUGCUCGACCAGCAGUUCCCAGCGCUCAGCACGGCGCCGGCCUCGCGGCCCGUGGGCCCGUGGGGCCAGAACCAGCCCGUGACGGGGCUGCGCAAGGCGCCACCAAAGUCGAAGCCCGUUGUCAAUAGAGGCACCUCGUCAAACGUGCGACUGACGUAUCUCAACAACACGCAGCCCAAGCCCCAGGCCCCGGCAUUGGACGACCAGCUGUUCCCCAAGCUGCCCAGUGUCCAGAAACCCAAGCCGCCAAGGGUCAACCCGGUCAACACCUCUAUCGGGCAGUGGGGCCAGGGCCUGCCGCAACGACGCGAGGAGUCCGACCUCGAGGUCAAAAAGGGCAAGAAGGGCAAGCAGGUGCUGUUCCGCAUGGGAGUUAAUAGAAACUGA
Ogataea haglerorum is the source of this 1455-nucleotide messenger RNA. RefSeq lists its product as uncharacterized. Gene Ontology annotation, biological process: rescue of stalled cytosolic ribosome; protein ubiquitination. NCBI's taxonomy places the organism in Eukaryota, Fungi, Ascomycota, Pichiomycetes, Pichiales, Pichiaceae. Gene Ontology annotation, molecular function: ubiquitin protein ligase activity; ribosome binding. The record is from RefSeq and is a predicted model, not a curated record. The coding region runs from base 1 to 1455 and encodes 484 amino acids. The transcript has a single exon.